UCUCUGUGUGUGCAACGAGGAGCUGUGUUUCACGACCCCGGCCGAAAAGGGACUCAUCCUGCAGGCAGUGAAACAGCACGGCCCUCUCUCCCGCAGGGCCCGCCCGCAGGGGCGGGAGGAAUGACCUGCGUUAUCAGAAGGGAGCCUCUGCCGCGGCUGGACACGCCAGGAGGGAAGUGGGAGCCGCACUCUGCCGGCGACAACGCGGCGGGCGGGCGCACCAGGAGCAGGAGCAGCGUUGGGACGCAGAGCAAGGCUCCGACCCCAGGCACCCAGCUGCUGCUGCUGCGGAGCAGGGCAGGUCUGCAGAGCCCCAGGGGCCCCAGCACUCGGGAGGGCUGCCCUGUUCCUGUGCCGGUCGGUUCCUGCGCCAUCGUUACUGACUCCCGCCAACCCACGCCCGCCGCCCAGUGGGGUGCUUGCUCUCCCGUCUCCCCUGCAAGCCCAGCGCACUCCGGAGCCGCCAGCCCGUGCCGCCGGGCCCGCGCGUCUGUGACACGAGGGGCACUGACCAUGUCUCCGGGCUGCCUUCAUCAGAGACUCAGAGACACUAGAAGCAGGUGUUGCGAAUUCUGCCCAGAGUCACACGAAACACCCUCCUGCCCGUGGACAGGAGUCGGGCGUGGUUUCUGGACAGGAAGGGUGUCCUCCCCCCUCUGGGAAGGACCACUACAUGGCCCCAAGGAAGGCAUUCGACGUGUACCAGCUGACCUGAGACAGGCGAGCCUGCCUCCUGGUCAGUGUCCCUGGGCACCUGACGCACGGCUGGACACGCCUCCUGGCGCUGGGGAAUCGGACUGCAGGGGAAUCCCCGGACGCCCCACCAUAAAGGGGAGAGGCGACGCCGUGGGGUUUUAUGGCUGUCGCUCAGAGACAGUGACAUCAGCUCUGAACGUCGAGAGAAAGAGAAAGCGGACACAGCCAGCCGGGAGGGUGUGCGUGUGCGGGCAAGGGGGGGCGGGGAGCGAGAGUUCUCGGGGGAACGCCCAGCGGGGACAGGGCGCUGCUCCGGAACGCGGGACAGCGGGUGCCUCUCGCCGCCCUCUCACCGCCGUCCACCCUGGCCAUGGGCUGGGUGUGGCAACUUUUCAGUCCUUCCAGAACCUCAUAAAGGUGAGUAGGAUUGCAUCACGCCGAAGGCAGAGAGACCAGCCCAAAGCCCUCGGGCUGAAGAAGCAGGUUUCGAACCUGGGCCGACGAGGCCACCAUGGGCCCACGGAGGUCACGAGGCCUUAACCACCAGGUCAGAGAGAAGCAUCGCAGAAAACCCCGGCCAGCAGGUCCCCAGGGCCCUGAGGCGAGGACCACAGUGCCUGCAGCGGCCGAGGGCAGCCCCGGAAGGCGGACAGGGUGCACCAGGAGGAGGGGAGGGGCGCGUUGAACCCCUCUCCUGGCCAAGAGUGAGGGCGGGGAGAAGCCUGCCGGCGCCCGGCAGGACAGAGGGGCAGGAGGAGACGACCACUGCUCUGUGGUCAUCCACGGUGCACGUGCUGCACCCCGCCAGUGGGCCCGGGGGGCGGGUGGGGGCGAGCAGGACCGAGGAGGAGGAUGAAGGGAGGAGCCAGGUCCCAGGGGGUGGGAGGAGAGGUCAGCACAGCAGACCUCCAGGGCCACGCAGAAAGGGUCAGCUGGCGUGAGUUAUCAGCGUCGCCUGCCCCCGCCGGGAACCGUGAGCACAGCACCGAACAGGCCGCUUGGACGGUCCUCGCGUCCGCACGGCACUGGGACACCAGCCCCAAGGAGGCACGGACAGGCGGGUCCCCGACAAGCGCUUAGCGAACAAAGAGUGGCCCUGAGAAACAGGUAUUGUCGCCCCACUCUGAAGACGGGCAGAUGACUCACAGAGGACAAGUGAGUUAAUGAGGAGAGCCAGACACAUAACAAGGGCGCGAUCAGAAACACUUACCAACCAGCGCUGCCCCAGCACGCCAAGAGAUGCCGGCUCACCCUGCGGGCGCUGGGUGCCACUCCAGCCUCCUAGCUGCGGGACCCCGGGGGCCCACGGGAGGGACCAGGGCACCAGGACACGGGGAGCUGUGGGGGAGGGGAGGACUCGGGCGCAGACUGGCUGUCAGCCCCGGUAGUCCGCGGUGCGCCCCAGACUCCAACAUCUUCCUACACGCAGUGGGAACCCCAGCAUCUGCUGGGAACGGGGAGUGGGCCGUCGCUGAGGGUCCCGCAGAGCAGAAGAGACGCUCCAACACCUGCCCUGGGGAGUGGAAUUGGAGAUGCAUUCAAGGCUCAUAGCUGAGCUCAAUCUGCUGCCAGCCAAUCAAAUUUUUAAAAAAUGCUCCAACUCCAGCAGGAUAGAGGGAAAUGAGGAGUAAGAGAAAUAUAAAUGGACAGCAAAACUAGAGAAUGCCUGUGUUUGAUCCCAGACGAAUGACUGGAAUGUGUUUCACUACGAAAGGAAGAGCCAGCCCAGGCUCUGAGCAAGAAAGGGCUCAGGGAGAGCUGUCCUUCGGGAGGGAGAGCAGGUGCGGGACCGAGGGAGACGGGGCGGGGCCUGGGGCCAGGUGGGAGGGGCCAGUGAGAGCAGUUCCCGCCCCCUCCAGUUACCAGCAGUUGACCUGGGCCCAAAGGCAUCACAUGACCUGGAAGCCCCCCUCACUGCACCCCAGCACGGGCAGGGCGCCCCCCGCCCGCAGAAAGAGGCCACGCCCACGCCGCUGUCCGGCAGCGCACUGCUCCCACCGUGCUGUCCCGUCACUGCCGCUGCCCAUCUCCCUGCCUGACUUGCUGACCGGGUGAAAGUGCGUGGGCACGGCACCGAGGUCAGCGCAGACAGGGCUCCGCGGGGGGAGGGGCGCUCUGCCUGGGAGGGCACGUCCCGGGCCGGCUCGCCCAGCUUGCCCAGCACCGGGGCACCCUCGGCCCCGGAGACACCUGCAUUCCGGCGCCCGGCCCACCGUCCCCACCUCUCUGUGGCUGCUGUGGUUUUACUAUAAA
This is a messenger RNA of Phyllostomus hastatus (greater spear-nosed bat), 2949 nucleotides long. RefSeq lists its product as uncharacterized. The record is from RefSeq and is a predicted model, not a curated record. NCBI's taxonomy places the organism in Eukaryota, Metazoa, Chordata, Mammalia, Chiroptera, Phyllostomidae. The transcript has 4 exons. The coding region runs from base 121 to 1236 and encodes 371 amino acids.